Molecule: messenger RNA, 3003 nt
Organism: Nymphaea colorata (pocket water lily)
Lineage: Eukaryota; Viridiplantae; Streptophyta; Magnoliopsida; Nymphaeales; Nymphaeaceae
Exons: 5
Coding region: 2253-2675 (140 amino acids)
Biological process (GO): transcription initiation at RNA polymerase III promoter
Cellular component (GO): RNA polymerase III complex
Molecular function (GO): nucleotide binding
Source: RefSeq, a predicted model, not a curated record
GCUCGUUUUUCUUCAUUUCACGCCUGCGUUUUCUCUCUCCUCACGAGCGCCUCUUCCUCGUCUUCGUGUUCGUCCGGUGGUGGAGUCUCCACCUUGCUUCCAUGACCAAAACCAGAGAGAGAUCUCUCUGUCUCGCGCCAAGGCUCCUUCCUCGCAUGGUUCGCUCGACGGUGAAGCUUUCGUCGUCCUCAAAGGGGAACGAACCAGAGAGGAGGAGAUUGUCUUCCUCCCCUGCCCUGACGCUAGGGUUCUUCGUGCGCUGCUUCCAAUCGACCAUCCGACCCUCUUAGCCGCCGCUGCCUCCUCUGCUGCUACCGUUUUUCAUCUCUGCCUUGCGACGUGUGGAGGAACCGGCAGGGAAGGAGGGACGACGGGAGGGUUACUGUUUUCCCCCAAACCGCUUCUGUUACAACCAUCACGGUGUUCCCUUCUCUUGGAGCUCUCCAGCAACAAGAAGAUUGAAGAAAACGCCCCUGCUGUCGGCGUCCGUGGCAGAAGAAAAAGGAAAUCGAGGCCUCGUUCUUCACGGGAGGGGAUGACUGAACGGGGGUUUCAGCCGAAACCCCUCAGUAAAGACCGUACCCCUUUUUUUUGUGUGUGUGUUUUUAUAUCAGAUAAGCAUGCUCUGUUUUUUUUUAGGAUUGAAUGUAGUUUGGUUUCUCACGGAUGAACACCCAUAGCGUAAUACAGAAAAUCCGAGUAAAACAUAAGCAGAACGGGAAUCUAGAACCUCAUGCUUGGAUUCAUUCUACAUGUAUAUGCAUCUAUACAAACUCAAAAUAUACAGGCUUCAUGCUCCAUUCAUGAUCGAAAAUCCCCAUACCUUCUAAUCGAGAUUGAUUUCCAGCAGCAACCUCUUUUUGCUUCUCGUUCCUUUCCAGCAGCACAAAUGAGGAUCUCUUCCUCACCUUCUCCCUCUUUCUCUCAAAGUCUUUGCCGUUGAGCUUUUUCCUCUGUGAAUGCAGUAAAAGAAAUGAUCAUUUUCUGAAACAUGGGGUUAAAUAACCCUCUACAGGCCUUCUUAAUUGUCAUCCGUUUUUUUCUUUUCAGUUUCUCACAAGAAAGGAAACGGCCUCUUGAUUUCCUUUCUCAUCCCUUUAAUUCUUUUCAGUUAGAAAAUCAUUGGUCUUCUUUCCAUAUUAUUCCUUUUAUAAUGAAAAUGGGCAGUUUCAAAAGAAAACGAAAGGAUUAACGUCGUGGGUUUUACAGUUUCGGCGCAGCUCUUCGCUUCCGUCUCCUCUGCCUUUGCUGCUCCUGCCUCCUGCUAUGCUUCUUUGUUUCUUUUCUUAACUAUUUGUAGGAACUUAAGAGGAAGCGGUGAAUCUGAUAGCACUUAACGUAUAUGAUUUUUUCAGUAGUGAAUCUCAGUUUUUAAAUUUGUCUAAUUUAUGAAGGAUUUUUGUUUGGCGAUCUGAAUCGCGCUUGACGAAUGAGGAGAUCAAAGCUUCGCCAAACAUCCCCCAAUGUUUGUUUAUUUUUACAUUAGUAUCUUCAAAUAUUUGCUUUGUCCUAUAUGUGAGUGCCCCUUCUAUGUGAAAAUCUAUGAAUGGGUGCCCCCUCCAGAAAAUUUUUCUGGCUCCGCCACUGCAUCAAGGCAUGUAUUUGGCCUACGUAGGCAGCAACAGUGAUGUUCCCUGCCUUGUCAAUAAAUCUCUGAAUAACCAAACUUGGAGUUCUUUCAUCUCUAAAAUCUGGGCAUUUGAUAAGAAGAAUUGCAUUCUUAGGAUUCGAAACACCAUGUUUUUGUUCUAUGAAACAUUUUUGUGAUGAUGCCAAACAUGAAAGUACAAACAUUUGAUCGUUGAAGAAUGAUACCAUAUUUUAUAAAUAAGAACACUGUUCUUAGAAAAAUGUAUCCAAAUAAGACAAUGUUCUUAUUCAACACCCUGUAAGCACAAAAUCUUUGGUGUUUCCCUUUUAAUGGCAGUUUGACUCCACCGGAACCAGUGGAAUUCUGGAAUCAGAAUUCCGAUUUUGUCUUUGCGAACCGAUUGAAGGGCUGAGUCAGGAAUCAAAACUCGCCAUGCUUUUUCCCGCGACCGCUUUCUUCUCCUCCCUCGCGCGAAAAAAAGACCUCCUGCUGCAGCCUGCUGCUCUCUUCCUCUCUCUGUGUUCCCCUCCUCGCUUUUGCUGCAGUGCGUAAGGAAAGGUCUUGGUGGUGCAGGCCGCGAGGUGAGGUCGUGCUCCUACUGAGGUGCCAUUUUUUGAACGAUUUCAUCACCUAGCCACUUCGGGAGUUCCUUCAGUUGACAAUGAAGAUCAAGGAAAAAAAAUCUGGGAUACUUACAAACUUUGAAGUCCUUGAGCAUCUAAAAUCUAGAGGGGCAACACUGGAUCCUUUUGGCUCAUUGAGUAUGGCAAGACGGUCAGAAUGCAAGGUGUUUGAUUAUUUGGCUCAAACAUCUGCAGCAACUCAAACUAGAGAAAGAAUAAGUGAAUUCUUGCAGCGGUCAGAAAAAUACAAGCUCACAAGUGCUGAGAAGGUUCAAGUCAUAAAUUUAAGCCCUUCCAGACCUGUCGAACUUGAUGGGGUAAUGAUUGUACCGGAGGUUGAAAACAGAAUGACUGAUGAUGAAGUAAAUGAGUUUCUGAACUUGGUGGUUGAACUUUUACCACCUUGUCCCAGCAAAUCCGGUUCUGAAGAUACAAUGGAAGAAGUUCAAGAAGCACAGUAAUCAACAGUUCACUGGCACUAACUUUUCCUGCCCAUCCUUCCAGAUUUUCUACAGAAACUCCAGGCAUGCUUGGUUGAAAGUACGGAUGCAUAUGGAUAGUUUACUUGUACAGAGUUGGUGCAUUGAUUGCAUGUUGAGAAAUUUAGAAAAUAUCUAGGUGUUGUUUGGUUGGUUACACACUUCAAGUAGUGUGCAUGUGUAUGUGUGUGUGAGUGAGUACGUGGGGGAGAGAUGGCAACCUAUUAUAAAAAUGCUCCAUUUCUGAAGAAACAGCUGAAGUCCUGCAAAUUGUCUUCAUAAUUAUGCUAUUGAAUAUGCUAUUCCAGCA